Leopardus geoffroyi (Geoffroy's cat) is the source of this 1742-nucleotide messenger RNA. RefSeq names its product olfactory receptor 1L1-like. Gene Ontology annotation, cellular component: membrane. Gene Ontology annotation, biological process: G protein-coupled receptor signaling pathway. NCBI's taxonomy places the organism in Eukaryota, Metazoa, Chordata, Mammalia, Carnivora, Felidae. The record is from RefSeq and is a predicted model, not a curated record. Gene Ontology annotation, molecular function: olfactory receptor activity; G protein-coupled receptor activity.
CACCGUGCGCCUAUGUCAGCAUUCAUAUUUACCUGUUUCACUUAGGUAUUUGGGGUUUUUUGUUGUCGUUUAUUUACUUUGUUUUGUUUGCAAGGAGGGUAGAGAGAUGAGCCUCAACCUGACAUAUCUGAAUAAGCAUUUAUGGGGAGCUAGAGAAACAUGCAUCACUGAGGUCCACCAAGGAUUCUUUCUGAAAGGAAAUCCUUUCUCUGAUGUCCCUGCAUUUAACACAGGUUAAACUUUUGUAUUGUUCAACUCCUUUUUGUGGAAAGGAAGGAAGACAGAAUCAUGGGCAAUUUAUAGGAAUUCUUGGGGAGAUAGGAAUAAAUUGGAACUUGUUGAAUUGAAAGUUCUGGAAUUUUCCAUAUUCACUGGUACAUGCAGGAUUAUGGAGAGGGUCAAUCAAACCGGCAGUGUCUCUGAGUUCAUCCUCCUGGGACUGUCCUCCCGGCCUGAGGACCAGAAGCCACUUUUUGCCCUGUUCUUCAUCAUGUACAUGGUCACUCUGGUAGGAAACCUGCUCAUCAUCCUGGCCAUCCGCUCUGACACUCAACUCCAGACACCUAUGUAUUUUUUCCUCAGCAUCUUAUCCUUCAUUGAUGUUUGCUACACAACAACCAUCAUUCCCAAGAUGCUGGUGAACUUCCUGUCAGAGAAGAAGUCCAUCUCCUAUGCUGAGUGUAUGACCCAGAUGUAUUUCUUCUUGGCUUUUGCCAACACAGAAAGUUAUCUCCUGGCUGCCAUGGCCAUUGACCGCUUUGUGGCCAUCUGUGACCCAUUCCACUAUGUCACCACCAUGAGCCACCGCCGCUGCGUCCUGCUGCUGGCCUUCUCCUGCUCCAUCUCUGACCUCCAUUCCCUGUUACUAGUUCUUCUGAUAAACCAUCUCACCUUCUGUGACUCCAAUGUUACCCACUUCCUCUGUGACAUCAACCCUCUGCUGAAAUUGUCCUGCUCCCCCACAUUUGUCAAUGAAAUUGUAAUUAACACAGAAGGAUUGAUAACCCUGGUGACCCCCUUUAUGUGUGUUGUCAUCUCUUAUGUCCAGAUCCUCAUUGCUGUUCUUAAGAUCCCUUCAGCUGCGGGGAAGCGUAAAGCUUUCUCUACCUGUGGCUCCCACCUCACCAUGGUGACCCUCUUUUAUGGAAGCAUUAUUUAUGUUUAUUUCCGACCCCUGUCUAGCUAUACCAUCAAGGACAGGGUGGCAACAGUCAUCUAUACAGUUCUGUCCUCCAUGCUGAACCCUUUUAUCUAUAGUCUGAGGAACAAAGACAUGAAGCGAGGCCUGAGGAAGCUGAUGGGCAGGAGGUCCCAGGCAGCACUUUCGUGAGCACACUCAGAAGCAGGUCUUCUUUGAGCCUUCAUUUCUGCUGAUUCCUGGUCUACAUACCAAGCUGCUAGAAGUUAGCAUACCUAAACUGAGUGUUUGUGGGAAAUUGUAUAAGUGACCAGACUAGAAUAUUGUAUACCAAGUCUUAUAUAUUCAUAAUAUUUUAUAUUUAGCUUACAGUAUAAUAAUAGUAAUAAUAAUAAUAAUAAUAAUAAUAUAUCUUAUCAUAUACCCACCAAUCAAAGCCACCUCAUUAGGGCCACCUAACUGACCCAGGGUCUUUGCACCCAUUUCUCAUUCUCUUACUCCCAUUCCCUUUUCCUAUCCACUCCUUCCAAGUGCAACUAAAAAUUUCUCACUAAUUUUUCUUGACUAGAUUUCUCCUUGUCAAUAACUCUGAAUUCCCAGGGUG